Molecule: messenger RNA, 1446 nt
Organism: Cuculus canorus (common cuckoo)
Lineage: Eukaryota; Metazoa; Chordata; Aves; Cuculiformes; Cuculidae
Exons: 2
Coding region: 310-1446 (378 amino acids)
Source: RefSeq, a predicted model, not a curated record
AACCAGGAGAUGGUUUGGGUUGGAAGGGACCUCAAAGCCCAUCCAAUUCCAACCCCUCUGCCAUGGGCAGGGACACCUCCCACUGGAUGAGGGGCUCCAAACCCCAUCCAACCUGGCCUGGAACCCCUCCAGGGAUGGAGCAGCCACCACUUCUCUGGCCAACCUCUUCCAGGACCUCCCCACCCUCCCAGGAGAACAUUUCUCCUCAAGAUCUCAUCUCCAUCUCCCCUCCUGCAGCUCCAAACUCUUCUCCUCAUCCCAUCCCAUCACUCCCAGAGCAUCUCCUCAGCUUUCCUGGAGCUCCUUUCCAUGCUGGAAGCUGCUCGAAGGUCUCCAUGGAGCCUUCUCCAGGUUGGCCAACCCCAACUCUCUCAGCCUGGCCUCACACGGGAGGUUCUCCAGCCCUUGGAUCAUCUCCAUGGGUUCCUCUGGACUCGCUCCAACAGCUCUCUGUGUCCUCCCUGUGCUGAGGACCCAACACUUGGUCCUGGGGAACCUCAUCCCGUUGGUGUCAGCCCAUGGAUCCGGCCUGGUUCCAUCCCUCUGGAGAUCCUCCAGCCCAUGGAUCCAUGCCCAGAUCCCUCUGGAGAUCUUCCCCUUGUGGAUCCCUUUGGAGAUCCCUCUGGAGAUCCUCCCCUUGUGGAUCCCUUUGGAGAUCCCUCUGGAGAUCUUCCUCUCAUGGAUCCCUCUGGAGUUCCUCCCCACAUGGAUCCCUCUGGAGGUCCCUCUGGAGAUCCUUCCCUUGUGAAUACCUCUGGAGAUCCUUCUGGAGAUCUCCCCCCAUGGAUCCCUCUGGAGGUCCCUCUGGAGUUCCUCCCCCCAUGGAUCCCUCUGGAGGUCCCUCUGGAGAUCCCUCCCCCCAUGGAUCCCUCUGGAGAUCCCUCUGGAGGUCCCUCUGGAGAUCCCCCAUGGAUCCCUCUGGAGGUCCCUCUGGAGUUCCUCCCCCCAUGGAUCCCUCUGGAGGUCCCUCUGGAGUUCCUCCCCCCAUGGAUCCCUCUGGAGGUCCCUCUGGAGUUCCUCCCCCCAUGGAUCCCUCUGGAGGUCCCUCUGGAGUUCCUCCCCCCAUGGAUCCCUCUGGAGGUCCCUCUGGAGUUCCUCCCCCCAUGGAUCCCUCUGGAGGUCCCUCUGGAGAUCCUUCUGGAGUUCCUCCCCCCAUGGAUCCCUCUGGAGGUCCCUCUGGAGUUCCUCCCCCCAUGGAUCCCUCUGGAGGUCCCUCUGGAGAUCCUUCUGGAGUUCCUCCCCCCAUGGAUCCCUCUGGAGGUCCCUCUGGAGAUCCCCCAUGGAUCCCUCUGGAGGUCCCUCUGGAGGUCCCUCUGGACGCGUUCUCCCACAGUGCCUUCAAAAAUAAAGGGAUUUCAGUCCAAAUCCACUGUGGAUUGCGGGGAUCGGGAGGGGGCGUGGCCAGCCGAGGGGGCGUGGUCAGGCCGAGCGGGCAUCAUAGAGUAA